Molecule: messenger RNA, 1568 nt
Organism: Cajanus cajan (pigeon pea)
Lineage: Eukaryota; Viridiplantae; Streptophyta; Magnoliopsida; Fabales; Fabaceae
Product: tryptophan aminotransferase-related protein 2
Biological process (GO): amino acid metabolic process
Molecular function (GO): transaminase activity; carbon-sulfur lyase activity
Source: RefSeq, a predicted model, not a curated record
GGGAAGUUCGUAAUGCAGAGUGGAUUGUAGUUUAUAGUGUGGCUCUCACUCUGAAACUGAAAGGUCCACCCCAAACCAAACACACUUUAUAUUCGUGGCAGUUGCUACUUUCUUGCACACAUCGACACCUUCACCACAUGGCUAAGCUUCCUAUUCCCACUCUCUUCUCUUUGAGGCACUUCUUCAUCCUCUCCCUCGCCUUCAACGUCACCCUCAUACUCAGAUUAAUGCUCUACCACCAAACACAACCCUUUGCAACAACAACAACAACAACUAAUUUUGACACACCGAUUCUCAUAUCAUCAUCAUCAUCAUCAGACACCAAUAGAGUCAUCAACCUCGACCAUGGAGACCCGAGAGUAUAUGAGAGAUUUUGGAGACAAACGGGUGACAAGAGCACGAUCAUAAUCCCAGGGUGGCAGUCAAUGAGUUAUUUUUCUGAUGUGAGCAACAUUUGCUGGUUUUUGGAGGCAGAGUUUGCGAGGGAAGUGGUGAGGUUGCACAAAGUGGUUGGCAAUGCAGUCACAGAAGGGCGUCACAUUGUUGUUGGAACAGGUUCUUCUCAGCUCUUUCUGGCUGCUCUUUAUGCGCUCUCCCCCAAUGAUGCACCUGAACCAAUCAGUGUAGUAUGUGCCUCACCCUACUACUCGUCCUACCCAUCAAUGACGGAUCACCUGAAAUCAGGCCUUUACAAGUGGGGUGGUGAUGCAGAAAGUUUUGACAAAGAGGGUCCCUACAUUGAGCUGGUUACUUCUCCCAAUAACCCUGAUGGACAUGUAAGAAGAUCUAAGGUCAACAGAAGCCAGGGAUUUUUGGUCCAUGACCUUGCCUAUUACUGGCCACAGUACACUCCAAUAUCUGCUCCUGCAGACCAUGAUCUCACACUUUUCACUGUCUCAAAAAGCCCUGGUCAUGCGGGAAUGCGCAUAGGGUGGGCUCUUGUGAAAAACGAAGAGGUAGCAAAGAAAAUGACUAAAUUCAUAGAGCUGAAUACAAUUGGGGUGUCUAAGGACUCACAACUCAGGGCUGCUAAGGUUUUAAGGGCAGUUUCUGAUAGCUGGGAACAAGGAAAUUCCAACGAGGGUGAGUCAUUCUUCAAGUUCAGUCACAAACUCAUGGCCAAAAGGUGGAAGCAACUGAGACUAGUGGUGGAGCGUGGUGGAUUGUUUAGUUUGCCCAAAUUUUCUCCAGCAUUCUGCACCUUCUUCAAUCAGGUCUUGGAGCCUCAACCAGCUUUUGUGUGGUUAAAGUGUGAGGGAAACGUGGAAGACUGCGAAAGCUUCCUUAGAGGACACAACAUCUUAACGAGAAGUGGGAUUCACUUUGGGGUUAGCCCAAAAUACGUAAGAAUCAGUAUGUUGGACACUGAUGAAAACUUUAACCACUUUCUAGAUAGACUCUCUGGCAUACAGUCAUGAUAGUUGGAGUUUGGUGUUGGUUAAUGUAUGUUUGUAUAAUUAGAAGUUUAGAAGUGUUAGUUUUCUGUGUGGUGGAGAGUGAAACACAGCAAUGCAAUUUUGUUCAUCAUAAGAUAUAUGGCUCUUACGAAUCCAAUUAUAAGAAAGAAA